Messenger RNA from Doryrhamphus excisus (bluestripe pipefish), 3701 nucleotides. Lineage: Eukaryota; Metazoa; Chordata; Actinopteri; Syngnathiformes; Syngnathidae. The record is from RefSeq and is a predicted model, not a curated record.
GUUGUUGCUGCUGGUGGUGGUGGAUGUGUGGGUUGAACAUUACGAGGUUGAAGGCCCCCCCUCCGUCUUUCAUCCAACAGGUUGCGGCUGACAGACGGUGCAGGCACCUGGAAGGUAGAGCGGUGAGGCCACCAUGCGGUGAAAACCUAGAACUGCACGGAGUUUUCCUGCAUGGGGAGAUCAUCCUCAUCUUCCUCAUCCCUCCGCCCCCUGCGGUGCUCGGCGGUGGAGACGAGCUGAGGUGAUCCAAGCACACCGAGGGAGACUCGACCGUGCCCCGAUAGAGUAAACAAACAGGACAUUUCCAAACCCCGACGAGGACCCGUCUGUCUUGACCCGCCAAGAUGGGGAACCGGGGCAUGGAGGAUCUGAUCCCCCUGGUGAACCGCAUGCAGGAUGCAUUCUCCGCCAUCGGCCAGAACGCCAACCUGGACCUGCCCCAGAUCGCGGUGGUGGGCGGCCAGAGUGCGGGGAAGAGCUCGGUGCUGGAGAACUUCGUGGGGAAGGAUUUCCUUCCACGUGGGUCUGGCAUCGUGACCCGUCGUCCUUUGGUCCUGCAGCUGAUGAACUGUCCCACAGAGUAUGCUGAGUUCCUCCACUGUAAGGGCAAAAAGUUCACAGAUUUCGAUGAGGUCCGACAGGAGAUUGAGGCGGAGACCGACCGCAUGACGGGUGCCAACAAGGGCAUCUCCCCCGUCCCCAUCAACCUGCGCGUGUACUCCCCGAACGUGCUCAACCUGACACUGGUGGACCUUCCGGGCAUGACCAAGGUACCCGUGGGUGACCAGCCGGCCGAUAUCGAGGCUCAGAUUCGAGACAUGCUGCUGCAGUUCGUCACCAAGGACAACUGCCUGAUGCUCGCUGUCUCACCGGCGAACUCAGAUCUGGCCAACUCGGAUGCUUUAAAGAUCGCCAAAGAGGUUGACCCUCAGGGUAUGAGGACCAUUGGUGUCAUUACCAAACUGGACCUUAUGGACGAGGGGACGGACGCCAAGGACAUCCUUGAGAAUAAACUGCUUCCGCUCCGAAGAGGUUACAUCGGUGUGGUCAACCGGAGCCAAAAAGACAUCGAUGGAAGGAAAGACAUCACUGCCGCCAUGGCCGCAGAAAGGAAGUUCUUUCUCUCCCACCCUGCCUACAGGCACCUGGCCGAACGUAUGGGCACGGUUUAUCUGCAGAAAAUCCUCAAUCAGCAACUCACCAACCACAUCCGGGAUACGCUGCCGGCUCUGAGGGCCAAGUUACAGAGUCAGCUCCUCUCCAUUGAGAAGGAAGUGGAGGAGUACAAGAACUACAGACCCGAUGACCCGUCUCGCAAGACCAAAGCUCUGCUCCAGAUGGUGCAGCAGUUCUCCGUGGACUUUGAGAAGUGCAUUGAGGGCUCCGGGGACCAAAUCGACACGGCCGAGCUGUCCGGUGGUGCCAAGAUCAACCGCAUCUUCCACGAACGCUUCCCCUUCGAGCUGGUCAAGAUGGAGUUCAACGAAAAGGAGCUCCGCAAGGAGAUCAGCUACGCCAUCAAGAACAUUCACGGCAUCAGGACGGGUCUGUUCACCCCCGACCUGGCCUUUGAGGCUAUAGUGAAAAAGCAGAUCCAAAAACUGAAGGAGCCCACACUGAAGUGUGUAGAUAUGGUUACGAGCGAGCUCACCUUCACCAUACAAAGGUGUAGUCAAAAGCUGGCUCAGUACCCGAUGCUGAGGGAGGAGAUGGAGAGAAUUGUCACUCAGCAUAUCAGAGACAGAGAGAACCGCACUAAAAGCCAGGUGCUGCUGCUGAUCGACAUCGAGUUGUCGUACAUGAACACCAACCACGAGGACUUUAUCGGCUUCGCCAACGCCCAGCAGAGGAUCAGCCAGAUGAGUAAGAAGAAAGCAGCCGGCAAUCAGGAUGAGAUCAUGCCGGAGAGAGGGGUUAACGAUCGGUUCAAGGUGAUCCGAAAGGGAUGGCUGACCAUCAACAACAUUGGAAUCAUGAAGGGCGGAGCCAAGGAAUACUGGUUUGUCCUCACCGCUGAGUCGCUCUCCUGGUACAAGGAUGACGAGGAGAAGGAGAAGAAGUACAUGCUGCAGGUGGACAACCUGAGACUGCGGGACGUGGAGAAAGGCUUCAUGUCCAGCAAGCACAUUUUCGCCCUCUUCAACACCGAACAAAGGAACGUGUACAAGGACUACCGUCAGCUGGAGUUGGCCUGUGAGAGUCAGGAAGAUGUGGACGCGUGGAAGGCCUCCUUCCUCCGAGCUGGCGUGUACCCCGAACGUGUCACGGAGAAGGAAGGCAAGAGCGAUGGAGGUGAUGAAAAUGGCUCAGACAACUUCAUGAACAGCAUGGACCCUCAGCUGGAGCGUCAGGUGGAGACCAUCCGUAACCUGGUGGACUCCUACAUGGCCAUCGUCAACAAAACUGUCCGCGACUUGAUGCCCAAGACCAUCAUGCAUCUCAUGAUUAAUAACUGUAAAGAGUUCAUAAACGCCGAGCUGCUGGCCCAGUUGUACUCGUGUGGCGACCAGAAUACCUUGAUGGAGGAGUCUCAGGAGCAGGCGCAGCACCGCGACGAGAUGCUGCGGAUGUACCACGCCCUGCGCGAGGCGCUUAGCAUUGUCGGCGACAUCAGCACGACCACCAUCUCCACCGCCAUGCCGCCGCCUGUGGAUGACUCCUGGCUACAGGUUCAGCGAGGUGGAUCCGGAGGAAGGUCUCCUGCCACCAGUCCUACUCCGAACCGCAGGGCGCCACCAGGCCCUCCGGCUCGCCCCGGUUCCCGUGGGCCUCCUCCCGCCGGUGGACCUCCGGUACCGUCUCGCCCUGGGGCUUCUCCGGACCCUUACAGCGGGCCCCCGCCCACCGUGCCCUCUCGGCCUAACCGUGCACCUCCGAGCGUGCCCAGGCCGCUGCGCUGUGAUGGCGCCAUGUUCGGCACGUGGUGACGUCGUCACGGUCGCCACGUGGCUAUGGCGCCGCGUCCGGCACUUUGGCUCACGGUGAUGACGCCGCAUCCGGCACACGGUGAUGACGCCACUUCCGGCACACGGCGAUGACGCCACUUCCGGCACACGGCGAUGACGCCACUUCCGGCACACGGCGAUGACGCCACAUCCGGCACACGGCGAUGACGCCACAUCCGGCACACGGUGAUGACGCCACUUCCGGCACACGGUGAUGACGCCACAUCCGGCACACGGUGAUGACGCUACAUCCGGCACACGGUGAUGACGCAAGUUAAGGCACACGGUGAUGACGCCACUUCCGGCGCACGGUGAUGACGCCACAUCCGGCACACGGUGAUGACGCCACUUCCGGCACACGGUGAUGACGCAACUUAAGGCACACGGUGAUGACGCCACUUCCGGCGCACGGUGAUGACACAACUUAAGAUACAUGGUGAUGACAGGUCAUCAAUCAGGGUCAAUAAUCAUCAGGGUCAUUAAUCAUCAGAGUCAAUAAUCAUCAGGUUCAUUAACCAUCAGGGUCAUUAAUCAUCGUUAGGGUCAUUAACCAUCAGGGUCAUUAAUCAUCAUUAGGGUCAUUAACCAUCAUUAGGGUCAUUAGGGUCAUUAGGGUCAUUAAUCAUCAUUAGGGUCAUUAGCCAUGGACUACAAGUGUAUCAUAUUCUUUUUUUACAGCUUAUUUUUAAAUACCAUUUCCUGCUAAAUCGUCAUGAAAACUCUUACUGGUGAACGUGAUGAUCCACACAUUGUCCA